This is a messenger RNA of Diuraphis noxia (Russian wheat aphid), 4533 nucleotides long. RefSeq names its product ATP-binding cassette sub-family C member 4-like. NCBI's taxonomy places the organism in Eukaryota, Metazoa, Arthropoda, Insecta, Hemiptera, Aphididae. Gene Ontology annotation, cellular component: membrane. Gene Ontology annotation, molecular function: ATP binding; ATP hydrolysis activity; ABC-type transporter activity. Gene Ontology annotation, biological process: transmembrane transport. The record is from RefSeq and is a predicted model, not a curated record.
UUUCUUGAGUAUUUUAUUAUUACUGUUUCGUCAUCUCUWACGCYGCGCGUACUGACAGUACUACAACAUACGUCGGCCGGAUGUCCAACAAUAUUAUGUGGGAAACUCUCAUACUUGAAACAGUCAAAAUAAUCCAUACAAUAACCAACUUUAAGUACGUUACGAGGUUACUCAACGAGUGUUUUUAGACGUUAUCAUUUUUAAGAGAAGAAGAAAUCAUUAGGAAACACGUCAAAAUAAUUAAAAUUUAACUCUACAGUUAUUUUAAUGUAUAAUUUAUAAUACGCGUAACACAUUAUGUACAGGUUAAUAUCAGAUGCCGAUAAAAAGAUUGAACGUCCUCAACAUCCAAGGGACAAUGCAAAUAUUUUUGAAAUCAUUUCAUACAGCUGGAUGUUAAACCUGUUCAAAACAGGACGAAAAAGAGAUUUAGAAGAAGAUGAUUUAUAUGCGACAUUAAACGAUCACACUUCAUCAUUAUUGGGAAAUGAAUUAGAAAAUAAAUGGAAUUUAGAAUUGGCAAGUGCAUUUAAGCUGAAAAAAAAACCUAGCUUGACGAAAGCCUUAAUUCGAACGUCUGCUGCUCUAUAUUAUAUGUUUUAUGGUUUUUUAUUGUGCAUUGAUAAAAUUAUAUUGAAAAUGUCUCAACCUCUAUUUAUUGGAGGAAUAUUAUCGUACUUCAACUCAGAUGCUUCCAAGAAGGCUGACAUAGGAUAUGCAUACAUAUGUGCAUUUGGUCUAGUGUUAAGCAUGUUCACCUCAAUGAUCUUACAAAAUAUAACACUAAUAGAAAUAUUGCAUUGUGGUAUGAAGAUGCGAAUCGCUUGCUGUUCGAUGAUAUUUAGAAAGUCACUACGUCUAAGUAACACUGCUAUUGGUGAAACCACAGUUGGUAAAUUGAUAAACUUAUUAUCGAAUGAUGUAAGUCGGUUCGAUAGAUCUGCGACAUUUCUACACUACUUAUGGAUCGGUCCCCUACAGUCAAUUGUGGUAACUUAUUUUUUGUGGCAGGAAAUAGGCGUAUCAUCAUUAUUGAGCAUUGCCGUUAUGRUUUUAAUAAUUCCAUUUCAAGGAUGGCUAGGGAAAAAAAUUUCAGAAAAUCGAUUGAAAACAGCUAAAAAGACUGAUGAGAGAAUACGUUUGAUGAAUGAAAUAAUUUCUGCCAUUAAAGUAAUCAAAAUGUACACUUGGGAAAAUCUAUUUUCAAAAUAUGUAAAAUUUAUAAGAAAAAAAGAAAUUGAACAUUUAAAAACAUCAUCAUACAUCAGAGAUAUUUUGUCGUCAUUAGCAAUAAUUCAAACUAAGUUUCAACUAUUCGUUAGCAUUUUGUCAUAUGUAUUACUAGGAAAUUAUAUCUCCGUCCAAAAAAUUUUUGUCAUAACUACAUAUUUCAGUAUAUUAAUGCCGACAAUGACUUUUUUUUUUUGUCAAGGUCUGGGACAAAUUUCAGAACUGCGAGUAUCAAUAAAACGUAUACAGAAUUUUUUAUUACAUGAAGAAAAAGGUGAUAAUAUUAUAACAAACCAAUAUACUGUURACAAAUCACUGAUAGGUAGACAUAACGAAUUAAUAGACACUUAUAGAAAUUGUACCGAUAUAAAAGAUGAGAGUGGACAUUUAAAUCAUUAUUGUAUGGUUAUUUCGAAAGCUACAGCAAAGUGGAUAGACAAUCAAACCAGAAAUUCUUUAGAAAACAUAUCACUGGCUAUAAAACCUGGUAGCUUGGUGGCAAUCGUUGGGACCGUAGGAGCAGGAAAAAGUUCAUUAAUUCAAGCUAUUUUACGAGAAUUGCCACUUUCCGAAGGUGCCAUUCAUGUGCGUGGUGUAAUUUCUUAUGCAUCUCAAGAACCAUGGAUAUUUGCUGGAUCUGUUCAACAGAAUAUUGUGUUUAAUUCACCGAUGAAUAAGGAUCGUUAUAAUCAAGUAAUAAAAGUAUGUGCAUUGAAAAGCGAUCUUGAACAGUUUCCUUACGGUGAUAAAACAAUUGUGGGUGAAAGAGGAGUUACUCUAAGUGGUGGACAAAGAGUAAGAAUUAGUUUAGCUAGAGCUUUAUACAAAAAAGCGGAUAUUUAUUUAUUGGAUGACCCUCUUUCAGCGGUUGACCAAAAUGUUGGAAGUCAUUUAUUUAAAAUAUGCAUAAAAGGUUUUCUCAAAGAUAAAACUUGUAUUCUCGUUACUCAUCAAAUGCAGUUUUUAGCCGAUAUGGAUCAAAUUGUUGUUAUGGAAAAUGCAAAAAUAUUAUCAAAGGGUACAUACGAAGAACUUCAGGCAUCUAAUAUAGACUUAACAAACUAUAUUCAAUCUUUUAAGUUACCAAAUAAUGAAUAUAUCAUUAGUAAUGAAAGCAUUUUAAAUGCCGAACAAAAAUCUACUUUUAAACAGCACACGUCAGUGACAAGUAUCAUUUCGUCAACUAGCGGAAGUAAUUACAGUGAAAAUACAGUAGAGCCUACUAGAAUUAAAGAACCCCGAACAUAUGGAAACGUUUCAUAUGCCGUAUAUUUAUUAUAUUUUUUGGCCGGUGGAAACAAGUGCAAAAUAUUAUUUUUUAUUUUUAUCUGUAUUCUCACUCAAUCAUUGUCCUCUAUCGGAGAUUUCUGGAUAACAUAUUGGGUAAACUUAGAAGAACAUGUUUUUCAAAAUAAAAAUAAUGUGUCUACUGCAAGUAAUAUUUUGUGGAUGACAAUUUCUCGAGAGACUUGUAUAGAUGUUUUUGGAUGCAUCACAUUGUUCUUGAUUAUAAUCACGACCAUCAGAUUAAUUACAUUUGUAUCGAUCAGUAUGAGGGCUUCUAUAAAUUUACACAAUAACAUGUUYAAUACUUUAAUUAAAGCAACAAUAUACUUCUUUAAUACAAAUUUAUCAGGAUCUAUUCUUAACCGUUUUUCAAAGGACAUAGGAACUAUUGAUGAGAUGUUACCUGUAUCCUUGUUAGAUUGUAUACACAAUGGAUUGAACCUUUUGGGAGUAUUGAUUGUUGUUGGAAUUAUCAAUAUAUACCUCAUGAUUCCAGCUAUCAUAUUAGCAUUUAUUUUUUACAAAAUCACGGUAUUUUAUUUAUCAUUAUCGCGGAGUGUUAAAAGAUUAGAAGGAAGUACUCGGAGUCCUACAUUUACUCAUUUGAACGCAACUAUUCAGGGUAUAACAACAAUAAGGGCAUUUAAAGCGGAAAAUAUACUGUCUAAAGAAUUUGAUAAUCACCAGGACUUACAUUCAUCGGCGUGGUAUUUAUUUAUAACAUCAAGUAGAGCAUUUGCCUUUUGGUUGGAUUUAAUUUGCUUUAUAUAUACAACCAUAGUUACAUUUAGCUUCAUAGUAAUUAGUAACACAACAUUUGGAGGAAAUGUUGGUCUUGCUAUUUCGCAAACUUGUGGACUAGCUGGUUUGGUUCAGUUUGGCAUGCGACAAACAGCAGAAUUAGAAAACCAUAUGACGUCAGUUGAAAGAGUUUUAGAAUACACAAAUGAACCACAAGAAUAUUCGUUUGAAUCUUCUACAGACAAAUUACCUUCUUUAAAAUGGCCAUCAAACGGUAGCAUAAUAUUCAAAAACUUAUAUUUACGAUAUAGCCCAAAAGCACCAUAUGCAAUUAAUAACCUCAAUAUAAACAUAGAAUCAAUGCAAAAAGUUGGAAUCGUUGGUAGAACAGGAGCAGGAAAGUCGUCUUUAAUUUCAGCCUUAUUUAGAUUGGCUAUCAAUGAAGGUAACAUCACUAUUGAUGGUGUAGAAAUACAUGAAUUGGGACUACACGAAUUGCGAUCCAAACUUUCCAUCAUUCCUCAAGAACCAGUAUUGUUCUCUGGAACAAUGAGAACAAAUUUAGAUCCAUUUAAUGAAUACUCAGAUCAUAUUAUUUUAAAUGCAUUAGAUGAAGUAAUUAUCGUCAAGGUCGAGCUUAAGGAUGUAGUUGAAAAUUUACCUAAUGGUCUUAACACAAAUAUGUCUGAAGGUGGUUCCAACUUCAGUGUCGGCCAAAGACAAUUAAUUUGUCUGGCUCGAGCUAUAAUUAAAUGUAAUAAAAUUCUUAUACUGGAUGAAGCCACCGCUAACGUUGAUCCACAUACAGAUGCAUUGAUACAAAAGGCUAUCAGAUACAAAUUCCAAACAUGUACAGUCUUAACAAUUGCACAUCGAUUAAACACUGUAAUUGAUUCGGACAAAGUCCUUGUUAUGGACAAAGGAACGAUGAUCGAGUUUGACCAUCCUUAUAUUUUAUUGCAAAAUAAAGAAGGAGCUUUUUACAAAAUGGUGGAACAAACAGGACCUGAUACAUCUGAUUUUUUACAUAGAUUAGCUGCAGAGAGUUAUCAUUCUAGAAGUUGUAUGGCAGAAACAAGAUCCGAAUCAAUAGUCAAUGAUGCAGAUGAAAUUUCAACGGCAAAUGUAUAAUAUUAUUUUUCAUAAUGUCACAUACAUAUUAUUGUAUGUAUUAACCUUCAACUUGUAUAAUUAAAAACCAUUAUACAUAUUAAACAUAAUUUGUUUCAAUACAUUUCACUUACAAUAUGUGUGAUUGAGGGUUAUCGUGUAUAA